ACUCAUUAAACAUCGUGUCCACGAGUUUUUCAUUUUGUUGUUGAAGUUUUUUUAUUUAUUUAUUUAUUUUUAUUUUUUUUAACGUCAGUCACAGGGAUUUAGAAUAUACACAUGUUUCAGGUGGAAUAUUCGCAUCUGUGAAACUUUAGUGGAAGUGCGCGAGCGCGGAGAUUGAUGUGAACUUUUGGCACGUGACGGAACGGUGUACCUCAGUUUUACCACAAUGAAGGACGACUUCACUGAUGAAGAGGAAGUGCAGUCUUUUGGCUACAAAAGGUUUGGUAUUCAGGAAGGAAGUGAAUGCACUAAAUGUAAAAAUGACUGGGCCCUGAGGGUGGCGAUUGCUCUUCUGUAUGUACUUUGUGCACUGCUCACCAUCGCUGUGGCUGUGCUUGGAUACAAAGUGGUCCAAAGAAUGGAUAGUGUAACAGAGGGUAUGGAGAAUUAUGGAGGGAAGAUCAUGGCUGUAGAGACAGACCUCAAGAAACUUGAUGAUCAAACAGCAGAGAAGUCAGAAAACGCCACCAGUGAACUCCUGUCAUUCAAGAUGGAAAUUCAGACGCUGCAGAAGCAGCUCGGUGUUGUUGCUGUGAAGGCUUCUAACAACAGAGCUGUUCUCGAAGAGCUACGGCUAGCCGGCGAGGACAUGCAGAGCGGACAUCACUCACUGCGAGAUCUGUUGGAGAGCAAUGCCAAUGUCAUUAGCAAAGUAAACCGCACCUUAAACUCAUACAGCCACUUGAUUGAUGGACUAAAGACAGACACGGCUCGGCUCCAGACGGACCUUCAGGUGCAGACGAGCGAACAGGGCCGAAACACCAACAGCAUCAGCACUCUGAACUUCACCCAGACCCAGCAGAGGAACCUCAUCAGCUCCCUCCAGAGGUCGGUGGAGGACAGUAGCCAGGCCGUCCAGAAGCUUAAGAAUAACUAUCAGAGCAUUCAGCAGCUGGCUAGGCAGACCAAAGCGGAUGCUGACUGGCUGAGGGAGAAGGUUCAGAACCUUCAGGCCUUAGCUGCUAACAAUUCUGUGCUGACUCGCUCUAACAGUGACGCUCUGGAGGACGUGUCUACUCAGCUGAACUCACUCUCAGAGCAGGUGCAGAACGCCUCAGGCAUCGCCGACAGCCAUGAACAGAGCAUCCGUGAGCUCAUGGACCAGCAGCGAGACCACGACAAUGCAACCUCCUUGAAGUUUGAUGCUCUAGAGGCACAUCUUGACCGCAAUGAUGCGGAAAUGGACCGCAUAACGGGGAAUGUAAGCUUCACCACGCAGCUGCUCGGAGUGAUCAGUGUGGAUCUGAAUGGUCUUCGCACCUGCUCCGAGAUGGUGGCCCAGCAUUCAGACCUGCUUCUGGGGCUUAACAGCAGUGUGGCAGAAACCAGAGCCGACAACUCAGAGCUCAAAACCCAGCAGGAAGAACUCACCGCCAGGCUCGACAAAGAGGUCAGCAGCCUUUCCAUAGUCAUGGAUGAAAUGAAACUGGUCGACAGCAAACACUCACAGCUCAUCACCAAUUUCACGAUUCUUCAGGGUCCUCCUGGUCCAAGGGGUCCUCGGGGAGACAAAGGGUCCCAGGGGCCACCUGGCAAAGCUGGCCAGAAAGGUGAAAAUGGUGAAAAGGGAGCACCUGGUGUUGCUGGCCCUAAAGGAGAAAAGGGUCCAGCAGGGCCUCCUGGUGUACCAGGAAUGAAAGGGCUACCCGGAUCAAGAGGAAGCCCUGGGCAAAAGGGUUCACGAGGAUCUGGGGGCAGGGCGGGGCCUUCAGGAGAGAAAGGUGACCCUGGUAUACCUGGGCUGCCUGGAAGAGAUGGUCAGACAGGUCCUCAAGGGCCACAAGGGCCACAAGGACUCAGAGGGCCAGCUGGGCCUGCAGGACUGGAAGGACCCCGUGGGCCCGUAGGCCCACCUGGACCUCCUGGACCACCUGGAUCACCUGGACUCCCUGCACCAAUAGUUGUGGCCCCGGCAGAUCCACAAGGCUUUGUCAACCGCCAGGUAGCGCCACCCCCUACAAGUACACCAGGGUGCCCACCUCAGUGGAAGAGCUUCAGAGACACAUGUUACUACUUCUCAUCAGAGAUGCUGGACUUUAAUGACACGAUGGAAAGAUGCAGCAACAAGAGUUCAACUAUGCUGAUUAUUAAUGAUGAAGACGAGCAGCUAUGGAUAAAGAGGCAGAUUUCUGGAAAGGGCUUCUUUUGGCUGGGCCUCACUGACAGAGCAGAGGAAAACAUCUGGAGAUGGGUGGACGGGAGCCUGCCCAACUACACGAAAUGGAAGCCUGGACAGCCUGAUAACUGGAGCCAUGGUCACGAGGUUGGGGAGGACUGUGCCGGUGCUGACAGGGAGAAGAACAAGAAGAGGAUCGAGCUUAGAUUUCGUCGCGUGUAUAUCUCGGCCAUGCCUCUCUUCAAUUCAAAUCCCUUUGAUCAAGAUGUUGAGAAAGCGACAAGUGAGUUGAACACAGCUGAGGACUGGGGCCUCAUUUUGGACAUUUGUGACAAGAUUGGACAGUCUCGCACUGGGCCUAAAGAAUGUCUGCGAUCUAUAAUGAGGAGAGUUAAUCACAAGGAUCCGCAUGUUGCCAUGCAAGCAUUGACGCUACUAGGUGCGUGUGUGUCAAACUGUGGAAAAAUAUUCCAUUUAGAGGUUUGCUCCAGGGAAUUUGCUAGUGAAGUUAGCAACGUGCUAAAUAAGGGACACCCAAAAGUGUGUGAGAAGCUGAAGGCUCUGAUGGUGGAAUGGGCUGAGGAUUUCCGUAAUGACCCCCAGCUCAGCCUCAUAUCGGCCAUGAUCAAGAACCUCAGAGAACAGGGCGUCAUCUUCCCUACCGUGGGCUCUCAGGCAGCAGAACAAGCUAAAGCCAGCCCUGCACUGGUAGCUAAAGACCCUGCAACAUCAACCAACAAGAAAGAAGAAGAAGACAUUGCUAAAGCAAUCGAACUGUCUCUGAAGGACCAACGGCAGCCUCAGGUCUCUCUGUCUGGCCUCUACCCGAGCACCAGCAGCCUCCUCACAUCUCACAAGGUUGAAGGCAGGAAGGUCAGGGCCAUCUAUGACUUUGAGGCAGCCGAGGACAACGAGCUCACCUUUAAAUCAGGCGAGAUCAUCACCAUCCUGGAUGACAGUGACCCUAAUUGGUGGAAGGGUGAGACGUAUCAGGGUGUUGGACUCUUUCCGUCAAACUUUGUGACAGCGGACCUGACAGCAGAGCCUGAGAUGAUGAAAACCGAGAAGAAGACAGUGCAGUUCAGUGAAGACGUCCAGGUAGAGACGAUUGAACCGGAGCCAGAGCCUGUCUACAUCGAUGAGGAGAAAAUGGACCAGCUGCUUCAGAUGAUCCAGAGUGCAGAUCCAACAGAUGACCAGUCAGACACCUGUGAACUCCUGCAGUUGGAGGCUGCUUGCAACCAGAUGGGUCCUCUCAUUGAUCAGAAGUUGGAGGACAUUGACAGAAAACACUCGGAGCUGUCCGAACUGAACGUGAAGGUCAUGGAAGCGCUGUCUCUCUAUGCUAAUCUAAUGAAUGAAGACCCAGUAUACGCUAUGUAUGCCAAACUACAGAGCCAGCAAUACUACAUGCAGCAGACCCCAAACGCUUCCCAACAGGUGUAUCCUGGCCAGUCCACUGGAGGGCAGUAUGCAAUGGGCAGCACAGCAGUUCCAGGAUACAAUGUCCCCAUGGAGCAGCUCUCUGCAAUGAACCAAACAGGAACACCAAUGUCCGGGCAGCCGGCUCCCACUGAUGUCCAUAUGUACAUGGGCCAGCCUCCAGUCUACAGCCCGCCCCCCGGCAGCAUGCCUCCAGCUGACGUCCAGUCCUACCAGACCCCAGCCGGCGCUCAAGUGGCCAUGAGCCAGACCUCCGGCUACACCGGGCCCUCCACCCAGAGCCUCCCUGCCCCUGCAGACAACCAACAGACCCCUUACCCUGAGAAAGCCCUCUUAUAGGACCCCUAGAGA
Carassius carassius (crucian carp) is the source of this 3967-nucleotide messenger RNA. RefSeq names its product collectin-12-like. Bases 224 to 3955 code for a protein of 1243 amino acids. The transcript has 23 exons. Gene Ontology annotation, molecular function: phosphatidylinositol binding; ubiquitin binding. The record is from RefSeq and is a predicted model, not a curated record. Lineage: Eukaryota; Metazoa; Chordata; Actinopteri; Cypriniformes; Cyprinidae. Gene Ontology annotation, cellular component: ESCRT-0 complex. Gene Ontology annotation, biological process: protein transport to vacuole involved in ubiquitin-dependent protein catabolic process via the multivesicular body sorting pathway.